Messenger RNA from Clonostachys solani, 300 nucleotides. NCBI's taxonomy places the organism in Eukaryota, Fungi, Ascomycota, Sordariomycetes, Hypocreales, Bionectriaceae. The record is from the annotation of a GenBank genome assembly.
AUGUCCUCUUAUGAAUCGCUCGUAAAGUAUAAAGAUCGAGAUGGUUAUUACUGCCCUAGAGACGACUGUUUUAUGAAGCUAGCUGAGAAGCUUAUGGGAUUCCGGGCAUACUAUAGAAUGCAUAUUAAGCUCAAGCGUCUAUGCCCGAUCUACGUACUAUUAUGGAUAUCGGGAACCUUGAUUGAAUGGAUCUGCCACGUUUGUUGUUAUGAAACCGAGAGCGAAAUCGAUUUGAUGAAUGCUGUGAAUAACCACACUGAGGAGGCUGCUUAUGAAAAAGGCGAGAUAUUGCGGCAGUAG